This is a messenger RNA of Hyaloscypha bicolor E, 3184 nucleotides long. RefSeq names its product cyclic nucleotide-binding domain protein. The transcript is spliced from 2 exons. The coding region runs from base 286 to 3096 and encodes 936 amino acids. Gene Ontology annotation, molecular function: protein-containing complex binding; protein binding. Lineage: Eukaryota; Fungi; Ascomycota; Leotiomycetes; Helotiales; Hyaloscyphaceae. The record is from RefSeq and is a predicted model, not a curated record.
AUCCCCUGUGUGUUGGAAACAGACCAGACAAAGAGACGACCUUUCUGCGAAACUUUUUCUGUACAUGUCGAGAGAAAAUUGCACACAAUUCGACUCCGAACUUUGCGAAUCUACCACAUCUUCUCUCAAGCGCGCCGAGACUUGAAAGCUCCAUAAUAUCUUCAAGUCUGUCUGCAGACCUGGCCUUCAAAUCUGGUAGGCCAAACGGCAAGACGGCCGACAGGCCGUGGAAUACACAUCUGAGAAUCGGCGGAGAGAACCCUUUUUGAGACACAUACUUUCGCCAUGCGCCGGAAUCGGGGAGGGCCAAGCUCUCCAUUCAGAACAAAUGGAGCUCCAAUCCCAGACUCGCUGUCCCUGAUCCGUUCUUUCAAUAUCGAAACGAACCCGGCCCGUCCUGUGCGCCCGUCCCCUCUGACGGCGUCAACGAUCCCUGAUAUGCCGCUUGACUUGGUGGAUCGUAUCCGAUCGUUUCCCCUCUUCCUCUCUGCACCAGAUUCGUUUCUGGCUGCUAUUGGCAAGCACUUGCGGCCCCAGGUUCACUCGCCACACGAUGUCAUUCUCACUGAAGGAGAUGAGGCGAAAGCCAUGUACUGGCUUGUGCGGGGUGCGGUGGCGGUCACAUCUCGAGAUGGGGAAGCGACGUACGCGGAGUUGAGGCCGGGAGCUUUCUUUGGCGAAAUUGGAAUCCUUAUGGAUGUGCCCCGAACGGCGACCAUAAUCGCAAGAACAAAAUGUCUCUUGGUCGUGCUGAAGAAGGAGGAUCUCCGGGCAGAACUGCCGAAUUUCCCGGAGAUGGAACAAGCGAUCAUGGAAGAAGCCCAAGAGCGGUUGACAAUCCUGAAUAAAAAGAGGAAAGAAAGCGGAUGGGGUCCAAAGGUGGUGUCGUCGACUACCCUUCCUUCGCGAGGUGGAAAGCUUGCGCGCGAGGCGGCCCCAGGCGAAGUCUCAACCGGAGAAGUUGGGGUGAUUGAAAAGGGGGCGGCGAUAAACACGAAAAAGCGAAAAUCACCCAGUCCUCAAGGCAUUGAGGAUCCGGCUGCCGGAAGUGCUUUGGGAAGCGGCUUCGUCAACGUUCGAAAAACGCUCAAGGAACUGCUUCUAUUUUCGACACUACCCCCCGAGAUUCUCCAUUUUCUCGGAUUGAAUGCUCAGCCGAGAACAUACGCGCCUUUCACGGAUAUCAUUCUGCAAGGCUCGCCUGGAAACGAGAUCUACUUCAUAGUUCGCGGCGAAGCAGAAGUUAUUCACGAGAGUAUGAAUGGGCAACCUUUCAAUCCGGGCUCUCGGCUGUCCUUUAUCAGACCAAGGCUGAAGCAAGGCCAGUAUUUUGGAGAAGUGGCUAGCUUGGCCCUGGCCCCGAGGAGAACGGCAACAGUGCGAGCUAUAACCACCGUUGAAUGCCUCAUGAUCAGUGGGGACGUGCUUGAGGAGCUUUGGAGACGUUGUUCACCAGAUAUACGGAAACAGGUCGAAGCAACUGCGAAGAUGCGGAUUGGAAGGUCAGAUGACCAAGACGUGACAAUGAUUGAUGCGGAUUCACCGUCCAUCAACAAGCUGGAAAUCGACGACCGCUUAUCGACUCCUGUUCGAUCUGCUCUCCCCAAAGUCACGUUCACACCCUCGAAGCCGGCGAGUCCUCAUAAGCCAAGUCGCGCAGAGGAUAAAGAGGUCUUGGAACCUCUGGAUCCAGACCCCUUCCUGAGUGUUGACAUGGACAACAUGAGAGCAAGAUCUGGGAGACGAGGCUCCAUGGCACCUCCACUCCCAGAGACACCUCCUCCAGAAGAGUCCAGCCCAGGACCCAAGACGCGAUCAAGAACACAGACUCCAACACCUGCCACGAAAUCCACUCACGUAAUCACGCCUCCUGAUUCCAGCUUUCGUCCGAAAAGACCGAAAAUCGUUCAACGGCGGCCAAGCCAGUAUAAUAGAGGUAUAUUACCGGACGGAAUCCUGAUUCUCAUCUUCUCCUAUCUGGACAUCUACCAGCUUAUGCGGCUACGAUCUAUAUCUCUCCACUGGUCCAAACUUCUCACCACUUCACCCAAAAUCUGCAAAACUCUCGACCUUUCCCUUUUCAACCGCCAAGUAACCAACAAAGCCCUGACCGACGCAAUAUGCCCUUUCGUCGGGAAACGCGCUCAAACAAUAGAUAUAAGCAAUUGUUUCCACAUCACUGACGAUGGCUUCGCCACCCUCUCCUCACAAUGCGGCUCUAACGUGCACAUCUGGAAAAUGAAAAGUGUAUGGGAUAUCACCGCCAACGCCGUGCUCGAAAUGGCCAACAAUGCGAAAAAUUUGGAAGAAAUUGAUCUCUCCAACUGUCGGAAAGUCAGCGAUAACCUGCUUGCGCGGAUCGUGGGCUGGGUUGUUACGGAAAGUACAGCUCAGCAGGCAAAUGCAAGGUUAAAGCAGGUGCAGCAGGCUACGGCUUCUCCUCCCGUGGGAACAGUCGUUGGGUGUCCGAAUUUGAAAAGAUUGACGUUGAGUUAUUGCAAGCAUGUCACUGAUCGCUCUAUGGCUCAUUUGGCUGUUCACGCUCACACGAGGUUACAAUCGAUCGAUCUUACGCGUUGUACUACAAUCACAGACGGCGGUUUCCAGCACUGGAGUAUCUACAAGUUCGCAAAAUUGGAGAGGUUGAUUCUGGCGGAUUGUACGUAUUUGACGGACAACGCUAUUGUGUACUUGACGAAUGCUGCCAAGGGAUUACGGGAGUUGGAUCUGUCAUUCUGCUGCGCCCUCUCUGACACUGCAACCGAAGUCCUCUCCCUCGGGUGUCCUCAACUCGCCUCCCUCAAACUCUCCUUUUGCGGCUCCGCUGUCUCAGACUCCUCACUCCGCAGCAUCGGUCUGCAUCUCCUCGAGCUCCAGGAAUUGUCUGUUCGCGGAUGUGUGAGAGUCACGGGUGUGGGCGUUGAAGCUGUGGUAGAGGGCUGCACGAAGUUGAAGAGCUUUGAUGUUAGCCAGUGUAAGAAUUUGCAGAAGUGGUUGGAUGGCGGUGGGGAAGACAGGAGUAGAAGGGUUUAUGGGCGUAAGGGGUUGGUGUUUGAGACGAAGAAGGGGAGUUUGAGGGAGCCGAGUUUGAGGUGAUGAUUUUACGAGCAAUGAUUGUUGUUUGGUUGACAAGAGGGAAGGAGGAAGGCAUGUUUGAUCUGUGUGAAUGGAAUCACGGGGUUAU